Messenger RNA from Galendromus occidentalis (western predatory mite), 411 nucleotides. Its product is annotated as nanos homolog 3-like. Gene Ontology annotation, molecular function: RNA binding; zinc ion binding. The record is from RefSeq and is a predicted model, not a curated record. The transcript is spliced from 2 exons. Lineage: Eukaryota; Metazoa; Arthropoda; Arachnida; Mesostigmata; Phytoseiidae. Bases 1 to 411 code for a protein of 136 amino acids.
AUGGAUCGUUUCAACUUCGCGAACGCCUCGGACUCAACCCGAGCGGCUGAGAUCCUGAAGUCUCAGCUGGGGACCCUGCAGAGCUUGACACGGAAAUCUCCAGGCAAGGCUAGGGAAGACUCAGCGGUCGACGGUCCACCACUGGAGCAGCGAGUUCCCCGUUCGAUCGAUGACAGUGGGCGAGCAGAUCCUUUCUGCGUCUUCUGUAAGAAGAAUGGAGCACCCAAGGCUGUUUAUCGGAGUCACACCGUCAAGGAUAACCGUGGGAGCGUCGUUUGUCCCGUACUCCGGAAAUUCAACUGCCAUCACUGCAACAACGGAGGUGGAGAUCAAGCCCACACUGCGAAUUUCUGUCCUAAGAAGCGUGAAGUCUAUUUGAACUCAUUCCUGAAAAAUAAAGACGAACCUUGA